GCUAAUAAUAAGUAUUGGCAGAAUUGGCUGCUUACUCUUUUUGGUCAUAGUCUGUUAAGUAGAAGAAGAUAACUAGCCAUUGUGAUUUGUAAUUUGAUUUGUGUUGUGAUGUGAUAGUGCUACUUCACGAAAUAUUUACCAAUUUUAAUGCAAUGAAUACGAGCACUAGCAAUUACAAAGCAUCUCGGUCGCAAUCUGAAAUGGAAGAGGCUGUUUUACGAGCAGAGCUGGAAAACGAAUUGAAAAACAAGAAGCAGUGCACAUAUGUACCAUUCGAAUGCACUCAACUAAGUUUGGACGGUUACAAAUACUGUUCUAAGCACAUUUUACAGGACAAAAACGCCCCUUACAAGCAAUGUUCUUUUAUAUACAGCAGCAACGGUAAACGAUGCAACUUACCAGCACCCCGAAGCGACAAAAAAGACUACGGCUAUUGUAACGAGCACGCUUUGAAAGCUACUUUAGCUCGUAACAGGCAGAAUUCUAAACACCCUCUACCUCGAACUGCUGAAGUACUCCUUCACUCGCUCUCGCAUUAUAUUAAGAAACCGAAAAUUCGAAGCAGUUCUUCGAGUACACAAUAUUCCGAUGAAGGAGACAGGGCUAGUCCAGAUAUCGACCAAAAAACCACUAAAUCGUUGGAUCCCUUCGUCGAUAUAGAUGCAUCUUCUUUGUACAACGCCAAGUGUAAUCAAGUACUGGAUGUUUGUAGCGAGUCCGAAAGCGAUAUUGAAGCUUCUACGCUUUCCUCAGUGUGGCAGGACGCUCAAGCUGAUAGUUCGGAAAACGAAAGCAUCGAUUCUGAUCACGAAGAUGUUCUAAAGCAUGCUAACGUAUUCACAGCAGAAGAAAUCACCCUAUUAACGAGAGACAAGUUAAUAAGAUUGCAGUCGUUGUACAUCGAACAGUAUCGACACCUACAGUAUUUGCUCACUAAAAAGCGAAGGAAGUAUUUGUAUUCACUUAAAAGAGAAAAAGAAACUUGCUGUAACAUUUACAACCAAGUGCGAGAUAACCCGAAAGAACAGAGAUUGUACAAGAAGUUGAAGGCUCUUAACAACUAUCAGAAAUGUCACGGGGUCGAAGCCAUUCUCAGUAAACGAUUGAAGGACCUCAGAGCGAAACUUAGCGAAGGUUCGAGCAGUAAAAGCCAAAAUUACUCCAAGUGCAUUUUCACAGAAGGAGGAGUAAAAUGCGGAGAAAGGUCCCUACCGUUAGCGAAACAUUGCCAGAAGCAUAUACUCGAGGAUACAAAUCAAGUGCUUUUUAAAGCCUGCGGUAAAAUGAUGGGUGACAUCGAAUGCUCGACUCCUAUAGUAGCUAUUUUCGAAGGAGCCUUGUGCCCUUUGCACAUGGAAAUACCCCCAUUGAGAUCUUACAGCCAAAUUAGAAAGGACUCUGAAUCAGACGCGGAUGAUUCGCUGGAGACGCACAUGAGUUACAACGCUCCACCGCCCACGCACAUCGCUGAACCGAUCAAGACGGAGUUUAUGAAUUACGAAAUUCCACCGGACAUACCCAAGAUGGAGUCGUUGCCGACCAUGCUGUUCGAGGAGGACCCCAAGCACCUGGAGUGUUCCUCGAACAAGAACCCCUUCAUGUUCGGCGGGAGUUUGUCCGAGGAGAAUUUGCAAUUGGAGGCCAAAAAGGCCGAGGAGUGCGCUGAAAAUAUGAUGCAAUUGUCGAGGUUCAUCAGCAAUCAAACGCAACCGGUGGUGAUCAAAAGUGAAGAUGACGGUGGUGAAGGGACUACCGAUGGUACUGCGGAUGGUAAGCAGGAACAGAUGGACACAGAAGAUAUAAAUGUUGAUGGUAAAGAUCUUGAAAAUGAAGAUUCUAUUAUUGAAACACCAAAGAUGACUGAGGAAAAAGAAGAUAGUUUUGAUGAUUCGUUCCGCUUAAAAUUGUCACCCGAAAAGAAAAAUCCUGAAGCUUCACAAAGUGAUCAACCUAGUGAUAAUGAUAGUUUAAAAUUGAAAGAAAACUUAUAAAUUGUUCCGUUUAUGUUUAAUAAAACGUUUUGUCUUAAACUUUUUUUAUUUUUCCUUAACCAUCAAAUUUAUAAUCAAACACUAAUCACUAUACUAUCAUAUGAAAAUCUAAAAGGAACACUUUUAUUCAUCUUUUUCUUUCUUAAUUUCCACGUUAACACCGGCAGUCUCAUCUUUCUUUACGUGCCCGUAUUCCUUGUCUUUUUCCCACCUAGAUUUGCUAUCGUCCGGCUUUUUAUCUCGUUCUUUAUCGUCCCUCUCCUUCUUUAAUUCCUCCUUAUACGAUGUGCUCUUUAACACGGGCUCGAUCUUCUCCUUUAUGUCCACUAGAGUUUGCUGGAACAACUUCGAAUGAGC
Molecule: messenger RNA, 2348 nt
Organism: Phyllotreta striolata
Lineage: Eukaryota; Metazoa; Arthropoda; Insecta; Coleoptera; Chrysomelidae
Source: the annotation of a GenBank genome assembly